ACUACAAUCCCACUGCCAUUAAGUGAUGAAGUGCUCGCUGAAUUUCCUACCGCAUAUUGCAUCGAAAUGAUUUCUUAAUGCUUUUUUUUCACAAGUAAAAACUACAGAUGUCCACGACUGGUACUGUCUGGAAGAUAAACUAUAAUAAUCCACCCCUGGAUAUUGUACCAAUAUAUUAUUAUUAUUAUUAUUAUUAUUAGUUGCUGUCACUGGGUGACUAUUUCAUCAGAUUUACGUUAGAAUCAAAUUUGUAGAUCAUCCCUACAAGUGAUCCUACUGUACUGACUUGGAGUCGUUCUUCUGGUUUUCAAAAUCGAACCAUAACAGAACUUGACGAAAGUUGGUCGGUUUAAUUAUUUGUAGUACUAUUUUUUUUUUAAAUGUAAAACCAAAGUACGUUACAUCUUUGGUUUUAAUGAAGACACUGGUAAGAUAAAGUUAUCGUGUGCGGUGGAGACGCUACAUGACCUACAAGUAGUUAUUAACACCAGCAACCGAGGCGAGUUAUAAUAUUUAGAAAUGUUAAAAUUUGGAAGAACACGGUCUCCCUUAAUUGGAGAAGGUGGUGCGAGAGGUAUUUCGUUAAUCUGCGGGACUCAAUUGGCUGGCAGAAGUGGUGAUCACAAAUUGUACUUGGAUUUUCCUGAAGACGACGAUGUUCAGUUUGACACCUCGGAUUUGCCUGACGAAUGUGAGGUUGUGAUGGGCACCAAGAAGUAUCCCUCGAUGGCGGAGCUCAGUGCAGCGAUUCCAAACCAGCUCCUCCUGGGGUCUCUGCUGGAACACCUGUGCAGCGUCUAUGAGAAAGACCCACAUCGCUCACGAGUUCUCUUUAAAGAGAUAUGUCAUAAAAUGGUUGCAAUGGACUUGAUUUCUCCUUAUGCAUUCAACGACGAGUUCAGUACUGUAAGGCUGCAGCACAACCAAGCUUUUGCAGAGCUACUCCAAGCAGCAAGCCGCACACUGCAUCCACAGGAACUGAGACUCACUGAGGCAGAUUCCCAUACGUUGAGGAAUAAAGACAGACUUUUCAAAGCACAGACAUCUCGAUACCUCAGUGAGUUUGAAGAGAUUGUCAAGAUUGGGAAAGGAAGCUAUGGGAAAGUAUUUAAGGUAAAAAACAAGCUGGACGGUCAGUUUUACGCGGUGAAGAAGGUUAUUAUCAGGAAAGCUACAAGGGACGACUGUGUAAAGGUUCUCAGAGAAGUUAAAGUCCUGGCUGGUCUUCAGCAUGCUAAUAUUGUGGGGUAUCAUACAGCCUGGAUGGAGCAUGUUAAACCACUGCUGGUAACAGCGUCGUCGUCCUGUUCUCAUAAGUUGCCAGCACUGGAGAAGCCUUCAGAGCAAGAAGAUGUGGAAAGUUGCAGCUCUUCUAUAGUCUUCGCCAACUCCAGCGCUUCAGCUGGCGCUGAAGAAGCACUACCCAAACUAGACUGGCCACGGGCCAGUUCACAGGGUCCCUCAGCAUCUCGGAGGGUCAACGGGUCCCUAGAGGAGAAGCUUGGCCUCCUGAGUUUAUCUGGACGCUGUCGUAAAGGAUUGAUGGAGUCCGAGGAGAUGAUUCCUUGUGCGUACAUUGGGUCUCCCAGGACUGAAGCAUUCGAUGCAGACAGGAGCUCGGGUGGGUCUGUGCACACAGACUGGGGAGACUGGAUCAAUAACAGCUGCAGAGGGAGCGACAGCCAGCUCUGGAGCGAACAGUGCCCACAGAAGGACAGGCGUCUACACAGAUACUCGGAGGUGCAGUUCCACCUCAUGCUAUACAUGCAGAUGCAGCUCUGUGAGAUCUCUCUGCGGGACUGGAUUUUAAACAGAAACAUGGGGCCAAGAGAAAACUCUGCUACUAAAGAUCCCUACUGCCUUGUUGAUGCUGAACGCACAAUAAGCAUCUUUCAUGAAAUACUGAAAGGUGUAGAUUACAUUCACUCCAGGGGAGUCAUGCACAGAGACUUAAAGCCGAGAAACAUUUUCCUUCAUGGACACGACUGCCAUGUCCGUAUUGGUGAUUUCGGGCUUGCUUGCAGAGAUAUGAUCAUUGAAGAUAACGAACAGCUGUCUCCAACUACAGAGACCAGCGGUUCUGCACAUACCUCGGGCGUUGGAACUUACGUUUAUGCUGCACCGGAACAGCUUGAAGGAUCCUAUUACGACUCAAAGUCUGAUAUGUACAGCGUGGGCAUUCUGGCUCUGGAGCUGUUCCUUCCUUUUGGAACAGAGAUGGAGAGGGUGAAGACCCUGACUGCACUCCGGGAGGGGAGGAUUCCCGGCUCCUUCACUCAGCAGUGGCCUGUUCUCACUAAACACAUCAAGCUGCUGAUCAGCAAGGCGCCUUCCUGCAGACCGAGUGCAGCACAGCUGCUGCAGAGCGAACUCUUUCACCACACAGAAGAGGUUAUUCUUAAUUUGCAAAGGAAAGUAGAAGAACAGAGAGAAGAAAUUGUGAAGCUGAAGGAACAGAUCAGUCUGCUUCAGAAAGGCCAGGGACAAUUGGACAAGACUACUUAAAAGCUGCAUGAAUCGAAUGUAUGGCACUGUGAAAUAGGCUUUUUACAAUUUCAAGCAGUAAAAAUCUAUUGCAAAAUAUUUAAUUAUUAUAUUCAGGUUUUUUUUAUGCUUGUACUGUAUUCCUAGCUGUAAAGAGCUUCAAAUAAACAUAGAGGGGUAUUUGGAAUUUACUAGAACACCCU
Messenger RNA from Polyodon spathula (Mississippi paddlefish), 2687 nucleotides. RefSeq names its product eukaryotic translation initiation factor 2-alpha kinase 1 (gene eif2ak1). Gene Ontology annotation, biological process: protein phosphorylation. The coding region runs from base 520 to 2505 and encodes 661 amino acids. NCBI's taxonomy places the organism in Eukaryota, Metazoa, Chordata, Actinopteri, Acipenseriformes, Polyodontidae. Gene Ontology annotation, molecular function: ATP binding; protein kinase activity. The record is from RefSeq and is a predicted model, not a curated record. The transcript is spliced from 15 exons.